Molecule: messenger RNA, 2348 nt
Organism: Pygocentrus nattereri (red-bellied piranha)
Lineage: Eukaryota; Metazoa; Chordata; Actinopteri; Characiformes; Serrasalmidae
Gene: nkapd1
Product: NKAP domain containing 1
Exons: 6
Coding region: 311-1093 (260 amino acids)
Source: RefSeq, a predicted model, not a curated record
AGAGAUGAGGCUUUUUUGUAGCGCAUAUCUUCUGUCGCAUAUAGAAUAAUUAGAGGACGUGUAGGUUCGCUGUUUGUUCUGGGUGUUUUUAAUGUUGCUGAAAGUCUUCUAGGGAACGGAUUUCUAUUACAUUAACCCUGUAACGCAUCUACAAAACUACGAGCCGACUUUAGAUGCUAAACGUGGCUGGGCUGUGUGACUACAGUCGGGGGUGUAAGAGGGGGACUGUAUAAAUCUGAUUUUAAGUCUUAUUUUAUUCUGCGUCCUGGUUCCCCUCACCACUGCUGUAAAGUAAUCGGAGUUGGUCAUCAUGUCGAGAGUUCCCAUGGGGAAAGUAUUGCUCCGAAAUGUCAUCAGGCACACAGAUGCCCACAACAAGAUUCAGGAAGAGUCCGAGAUGUGGAAGCUUCGAGACAUGGAGCUCCAAACCUCGUCUGCUCAAGCUUCGAAGCACAGAUGGAUGACAAGCGGUCAUUUGGCGAGGAGCAACAUGCACUGCGACAGAUACUUGGAUGACUCAGAGGGAUCUGCGCGAGACAGGCUCGGUGAACGGAAAUGUCUGUCUGAGAAAGAUGAGCGGGAGGCUCGGUACUGGACACGAAAACUCUAUGAAUUCGAGGCCGGUGAUCCAGACAGAUGGGGUCACAGCGGAUUUAAGGAGCUUUAUCCAGAGGAGUUUCAGUCAGAUGGAGAGACUGAUGGCACUAAAAGCAGGCGAAAAAAUGGCAAGGACAGCAUGUCAGCUGACAGACGGAAGAACUCCAAGAAAUCCUCGAAGAAGAAGAAGAAGAAAAAGAAAAAGAGGCAGAGGACCGCGGGGUCAGACUCGGAGUGCGACAGCAGCGCAACGGACAGUAUCAAGAGGAAGCAAAAGAGGAAAAGUGGCAAAAGUAAACACAGUAGAAAGAAGGGACACAAAGGCAAAGCGAGAGAGGAGGACAGCAGCACGGGGGAUAGCGAAUCGGACAGGCAUAGAGACGUCACACGCAGGAAAAGACACAGAACUGCAGACACUCAGACAGAGCCUGAAAAGAAAAAGAGGAAAAACUGGAAAGCAAAUGAAGAGAAAUCGGAGGAGAGCUCUGAGGACUGAACGUGUUUUUUAUACGGGCUUUGAUCAGAACUAUUUAUCUAAAAACACACACAUUAUUUUUAGAUUUGGCAAACUGUUAGCGUGGAGUCAUCGCCCUGAUCUCGAUACCUCACUCAACUGAAACGUAUGUUUUUUUAUAUCAUUUUAAGAAUCCUGCCAUGUUGUUAUGAAUGAUUGAGUGAUUGUAUACAUUCGAAUGAAAAUUUCUUAUGUUUUAUAACCGAGACUCGGGUAUUUUUCUCUCAUGUGGAAGAAAUGCCAAACCCCACAUCUGUCAUUUGAUGAAACUGAGCUGUCAGGCCUUUUAGUUUGUCAAGCAUUGAGCUGAAAGUACUCAUAAGGAAAAGCCCAGGAGGUGGCGCUGUUGUGCUGUUGCACAUGUUCCCCAUAAAAUUGAGCUCUCAAGCCCUCUGUGUAUCAGCAGAGCUAACACCAGAGAAAAAUGGGAGAAAUGGUAUUAAUCUCUCUUUCGUCGUGGUGGGCAGCAGCAGUUACAGUUCCUUGCGAAUAUACUUAAAUACGUAAAUACCUUAAAGGUGCACAUUCCACGCCUUCAGUGGUUCAGUCACUGGUUUUCUUGUGAACUCGCAUGCUUCAUGCAUUUCUCCAGUUGCUUUAAUUGUGACCAUGUUUUGUCACUCAUUCCAAAUUCAGAAUAAGUCUGAGAUCAUUUUAAAGAAAAUGAAACCUUUUCAGAGCACAGUAUUUACGCAAGGCGUUGGAAGAAUUCCGGUGCUGUCGGCAGAAAACCUCGUAUCUCCAUUUUUGUCGUUUUUCAGUUUUUGACAUCAUUUCAAAGGACCUGUUGUUCUUUACAUUGUGUGUAAAUUUCAUGAUGAACGGAGCAAAAGAAACGGCCCAAAAUGACUUGGAAGGAUGUCUGGUUCCAUUGACAUCCAUUAAAUAUACAGUAGGUUUUUUCUUUCUCUUGUAAAGUUACAAUUUUGGAGAUACAAGGUUUUCUCCCGACAACAGCGACUAGCUUUUUCGUUUUAUAUGUCUGCUUUUUGAAAAAAGGAAAAUAUCGUGUAAGACCAGACGUAAACAAUGUCAUUCAGAGUGGUUUGAUCUUAAAUACCUUUAGUAGAGAAACUUACUGACUCAGAUUUCUUUGUAGUGGUGCUGAAGGGAACCAAGGGGUUUUGUUGCCUACAAUGUAAAAUUGAUUUACUCGCCAAAAGGGCUGUUAAGUCUACGUGUUCUCUGGGUUUUAAUAUACAGUGUUGAUCAUAAUAAAAUGGUAAAUGUUUUUAAA